Molecule: messenger RNA, 4955 nt
Organism: Hypomesus transpacificus
Lineage: Eukaryota; Metazoa; Chordata; Actinopteri; Osmeriformes; Osmeridae
Gene: rasa2
Product: RAS p21 protein activator 2
Exons: 24
Coding region: 27-2555 (842 amino acids)
Biological process (GO): regulation of GTPase activity; intracellular signal transduction
Source: RefSeq, a predicted model, not a curated record
CUGGGAGCUUGCAUUCAUAAACGGAUAUGAUAAGCGUCGAAUGUACAGUGUACCAGCAAGAGAAACACACACAGUCAAGUCAGACCAUGGCGGAAGAAGACGACAUGACUAUUCGGAUUUUACAAAGCCUGCGUGGAAAGAUAUGUGAAGCUAAGAACCUGGGUCCAACCUCAGGUCCAAACCGCCAGCGAGACCUCUGCACCUUCUGCACCAUCAAUCUGGACCAGGAGGAGGUGUUCCGCACUAAGGUGUUUGAGAAGAGCCUGAGCCCCUUCUACGGAGAGGACUUCUACUUUGAGAUUCCACGACCAUUUCAGUGUUUGUCCUUUUACGUCUAUGCCAAGAGUGUUUUCCAAAGGGAUCUACCUGUUGGGAAGAUAUCCAUCCGUAAAGAGGACCUAUGUAAACACAGUGGAAAAGAGCACUGGUUUGGCUUGCAACCUGUGGACCCCAACUCUGAAGUCCAGGGCAAGGUCCACCUGGAGAUGCGUCUGAAUGAGCUGAUCACAGAAAAUGGCUCUGUGUGUCAGCAACUGCUGGUGCGGAUAAUUGAAUGCCAAGGUUUGCCUUUGAUAAGUGGUCAGAAUUGUGAUGCGUACGCCACUGUUUCGCUGGUGGGACCUGCAAGAGUAGACCAGAAGAAGACCAAGGUGAAGAAGAAGACCAGUGACCCUCAGUUUGAGGAGACCUUCCACUUCGAGGUCACCAGGUCCAGCAGCUACACCAAAAAAUCUCACUUUCAAGUGGAGGAGGAGGACAUUGAAAAGCUCGAGAUCAAAGUUGAUUUAUGGAACAAUGGGAAUUUGGCUCAGGACAUUUUCCUGGGGGAGACGCGAGUAUCUGUCAAGAUCCUGAGAAAUGACCAUAUUCACAGGGCCUGGUACCUCCUGCAGCCCAAAGGGAAUGGAAGCAAGUCCAAGAAUGAUGACCUGGGCUCCCUGCGUCUGAAUGUGACCUACACCGAGGACAAUGUGCUGCCCUCCGCCUGUUACACACCCCUCCGCACCCUGCUCCUCAAGUCCCCCGACGUCAAGCCCAUCUCUGCGUCCCCGGCUCACAUCCUGGGGGACAUCUGCAGGGAGCGGUACGAGGCUGUCCUGCCCGUGGUGCGGCUGCUGCUCCACCACAGCCGCCUGGUGCCCUUCGUCUCUGCCAUCGCUGCCCUGGAGCUGGACAACACCCAGGAGGCCAACACCAUAUUCAGAGGGAAUUCACUGGCGACGCGCUGCAUCGACGACAUGAUGAAGAUAGUGGGGAGGAGCUACCUGACGGUGACCUUGAAGCCCGUGCUGGACGAGAUUUGUGAAUCCAACAAAACAUGUGAAAUUGACCCGAUUAAACUGAAGGAAGGGGACAACGUGGAAGUGAACAAGGAGAACCUCCAGGGCUACGUUCAGAAGGUGUUCUCCUCCAUCACCCAGUCCAGCUCCAGCUGCCCCCCCCUCAUGUGUGACGUGUUCAGGUCCCUGCGCCAGAUGGCGUCCAAGCGUUUCCCAGCCGACCCCCACGUGCAGUACUCUGCCGUCAGCAGCUUUGUGUUCCUGCGUUUCUUCGCCGUGGCCGUGCUCUCGCCACACACCUUCCAGCUGCGGCCCCACCACCCUGACCCUGAGGUGUCUCGUACGCUCACCCUCAUCUCCAAAACCAUCCAGACCCUGGGCAGCUGGGGCAGCCUGUCCAAGAACAAGCUGUCCAGUUUUAAGGAGUCCUACAUGUAUGAUUUCUUCAAGUCAUUCCAAGAAGAUAAAUGUAUUGAAAAAGUCAAAAAGUUCCUAGAUGAGAUCUCCUCCAACGUGAGUAAGGAGUCUAGUGGAGUGGAGGAUUCCGUUGUCCUGAAGGAAGGGGAGGUGCAGAAGAGGGCCCAGGGAAGAAGACGCAUCGGUAAGAAGAACUUCAAGAAGAGAUGGCUGAGAGUGACCAGCAGAGAGCUCUCCUACCACAAGCACCGAGGUAAAGAGGCAUUGUGUGUCAUCCCUGUCAAGAAUAUUCGGGCUGUGGAGAAACUGGACGAGAGUGCUUUCAGCCGCAAAAAUAUGUUCCAGGUGAUCCACAGUGAGAAGCCCCUGUAUGUGCAGGCCGGUAACUGUGUGGAGGCCAGCGAGUGGAUCGAGGUGCUAAGCCAGGUGUGCCGCUGUAACCCGGGGCGACAGGUCACGUACCACCCCUCCACCUACUCGGGGGGCGCGUGGCUGUGUUGCCAGGGGAGCGACAGCCAGCCGGGCUGCAAACCCUGCACCCCCACCACGCUGGCCAAUCUCCAGCUGGACAUCGACUGUGACAGGGAGACGGAGCGCAUCUACUUUCUCCUCUCCUCCAACUACUCCAAGCUCCAGAAGAUGGAGGAUGCCUGUGCCAGCAUAGCGGUGUACCAGGGUCCUCAGAGGGAGCAGGAUGACUACUCCCACUUCACCAUCCAGGACCCCAAGGAGACGUUCCACAGCCUCAAGCAGAUCCGCCUGGUCCUGAAGGAUCUGCAGGAGCAGCACCACACCCGCAGCACCCUCACCGCCCAGUACGGCAGCCAGGAUAACCCGAUAGUGGGGAAGACAUCCUAACCAGCAUGGAGGCGUCUGACCUCAGAUGGCCACACCAGUGACGGCACAAUGCCACCUGCUACAGUUCAACACUGGAGCCUCCAAACGUCAACAAGUGAGAAUGCGGCCUGCCACCGCAGAGACAACAAGGCAGCUCUGAGGCGAUGCAGCGUCAUCCAAAGGCCAAUCAGAGCAGAGUGUGUCGUCACCUGACCCUCGCCGGGGGCUGAUGAUUGAUCCCCGAAGAGCCCCUCCCCCAAACACAUCUGAUCUCGACCUGAAGAGAAUGCUCUCCACCUCCUGUCCUCUGUUUUGUUCCUACACUCAUGUGAAAACAGCAUAGGGAAUUGGUGUGCGUGAAUAGGCUGCUAAAUCAAAAAAAAUUGUAUUCACUCAAAAUGUUGUACUGUUCGUAAUCAUAAUCCUUUACAGUCCCUCACAGUCCUUAGUUUGGUUCUGUGCCCAUUUUUGGGCCAACAGCAGGUAUAGUUUGUCAUCUUUUCUUAUGUAAAGGGAAUGUUCCCCAGCUCCCUCUGCUCCUCCUUAUUUUCAGCUCUUUUGUGCUUUGAACAAAUAUGCAUUUCAGAGUACAGUCAAGUGGAUGAAACCAAUCUGCCUUAUUUUAUUAUUUUUUCCAACUGUUGUGGCUACUAAUCUCUUUAACACCCUAAAGUAAGGGAACAAUGCUGAAGCACUUUAAAUAUUUGGAAUGAUCCAGAUGUAAUAAUUUAGAUACGUGGUAUCAGAGAACCCCAUAUCGAUCAGUUAAAUGAUCUUGUGUACGUUUUUAUCUCAUUCUUGUACGAUAACCUUUCUUAUAACUAUUUUUCUGAAGCCAAAGACUAUUUCGCAGGGUUGACUUGAAAAGGGUAUUAUUGUAUUUUGAAUACAGAUGUUUUAAAAUGGAAAGAAUUAUAUAUUUAGUUAAUGUGUACAUUUUGGUAACCUAUUUUUUUUCAUUUAUGACAAACAAUUUGAUCACGUAACCUCUAAUAUUUUCUGAAAAAGUAGAGGAGCGAAUGAUGAGAAUUUUAUGGUCAUAACAUUAGUCAAGUGAAUGACAGGUAGUAUGAUAUUGUGUUAUCAUAGUUCACCUCGUCACCUAUUUUCUAUUUGAAAUCCUGUUGCGGCAUAUUGUUGUCACAAUCGCCACAAAUCAACGUCCGUUGACACGCUGUCCAUUUGAAAAUGAUCCCAGUCUAGCAUGCAUUGAAAUCUGUCUUGAGAAGACCUUCCCUGGCUGAGCCCAACCCCUGGUCACAGGACAACCUCCCAGUUGACAGAAAGUUCCAGAAUUCGUGAUUUGACAAUCUAUAAUCAAAAACUUUAAUUCAAUCAUACAUCGGUUUUGUGUUUUAGGAGGAUUAGGCCUGCACAAUUGUUUGUUAUCAAUCAUUUGUCUCAGUCUACCAGUUUGAAAGUCAAUAUGUAGAACAAAUACCUACCAACUUGAACUUUGGUUGAGAUAUGUUGCCGUCAGAACAGAGUUAUUAGUGUUGCAUAUUUUUUCUUUUGGGAAUCAUAUUUCUAACAUGCAUGUCCCAUAUAUUUAACAGCAUUUUUUCUAACGUGUGCUUUCUAUGUCUAAUUUAACACUGUGAUCUGACCUUGAUCUUUCAUAACUGUUUAUUUAAUGUCUCAAUGUUUUUCUUCAGUGGUCCUAGGAAGCUGGCUAGUUAUCUGUCUCAGAUGAGAGAGAAAAAGAGAGUUUGUGGAUUCUGCGGUGUUACUGAGAUGAACUUGCUCAAAGCGACCCACCAUGCUCUGUCCCACUGUGCUCCUGUGCGCACGUCCUAGUCCAAGACCCACAACCUCCCUAUUCUUGUCAUGGUGGUGUUACCUGUUGCAUGUUUAAUGAAGGUUAAGAUGUCAUGGUCUUUCGUUUUGAUUUUAAAAAAUCAUACCUUUUUGAUCAUGACAAGGGAAACAUUUUCCCCAGCCCCCAUCCUCUCCCUGUUGGGAUGUUAUCAUUGCACCAGCAGACAACCAGACAUGCACCGGCUUUAGUCCCCCAAGGAGUUAGGAUCUCCCAACUGUACGUACAUCUGUACUUAAUUCUCAUGCCUGACUUAGCAUUAAGGAAGGUACAUUUACGGUACUGGCUACAAGAAACUGGACUAUCUUUGUAAGAUGACAAAUCCACAAGAUGGCUUUUUUGAAUAGAAGAUGCUGAAAUGAUAUCAAUAUUUUGCAUAAAAUCUGGUUUGAAUUGGACGAUUUAAAAAGUGUCUUUGGUUAUAUGUACAUGACAAGAUACCACCACUUGAUGAAUGCACCAUUAUGUUCUUGUGUCUAUCCGGACUGUAGGACAUGGAUUUGUUUUCCUCUGUUAUUUAAAUGUUUUAUAAAUAUUUUCUCAAGAUUUCAGGGUUUUUUAUUUGUCCAUUGAAAAUAAUUUACAAUAAAACCUUCGCCAAUGUU